AUGGAGGAGCAGAGCUAUACAGCCACCUCUGUGGUUAACCUGGUGGAUGCGUUUGAGAAACUCAGGUACAAUAAAUCUUCUCUCUCUCCCCCGCACCCCUGGAGAUGUUAUAAGAGAGAUCAGUUUUUUAAAGAGCAGAAAUGGUGUAAGGACUGUUUCAAGUAGCAUGGUUAAAAAAAAACCCCCUAUGAUUUUGCUGUUUAUUUAAUUCUGAUAAUCCUUUGGCAACCAAAUUGCUAAAUUCCCCUGGUUCCUGCCUCUGGCAGAGAAUGUGCCUGAGUCAUGGACACUGCAAAGCUCAUUCAGAGUCACUCCCAGAGACAUCAGUGCCAAUCCAAAUUGUCACCUGGGAAUGUGGUCUGCAGCCACACACCAUACUGGGAAGUGUAAUGAGGAAUUUGCAGUCAUACAAGCAGCUUUGCCUUUGCCGUGUCCCACAGAGACAAUCAUCUAGGGCUAAGAAGAAAAUUCAGACUUUGUGGACUUCAGGGUAAAAAGCAGUAUUGUGUCAGAUGCCGAAAACUUUUUAGUUUUAACAGGCUGUCCCAGCAGGAUCCGUUUACUGGUGGAGCAGCAUCUUUUUCUUCUUAUUAUUUUUAAAAUCUGUUUUAGCUGUUUCAUUUUCAUUGUUGUAUACUACUACUACUAUGCCGUUGUUGUGAUGCUUAGCUGUUUAAAAAAUAUUCCUAAUAAAUAAUAAUAAAAAAUAAAUAAUGGGGUGGCUAGCUUGUUUGGCUACAUUUGUGAGAUCAGGAUGCUGGACUAGGUGGGCUAUUGGCCUGAUCCAACAGUCUCUUAUUCUAUUCUUAUGUUUUCCCCCCACCCAUCGUCUCUGACCAUUGAGCAUGCUGGCUGGGGAUGACUGAAUCCAACAAUAUCUGGAGGGCAACAGGUUCCCCAUCCCUGUUCUAAAAGGUCAUUUAAACCGUUCUAGAUAGUGUUGCAAUCCAUGCAUAAUUCUGACACAUUGCUGAAGUGUGGAAGCUUUGCCCGUAAGAAACAGAAAUCAAUGUGGGUGGGUGUUACUCUUUAUUUUCUCGUAAGUAAUACAAGCUUACUGUAAGCUGCGGAGGAGCGCUCUCCUUCCGUAGCCCAAUCUGCUUCAGUGCUGGCCACAGAGUGAGCAAAGCCAUUUCCUCUGCCAGGAAACCUCAGUGCUCCCUGUCUUCUUUGCCAGCUCAGACACUCACCUAAAUGGAAUUCUAUGAGCUUGUCUGUGCAGGAUAUUGUGGGUGAAGGUACCCUGGGCUCAAGCCAUGGAGGGUUUCAGACGUGACAAGCAGCACUUCAGAUUGAACCUGGACAUGUAUUGGCAACCAGCACAGCUAUUCUGAUAGUGGGGUAAUAUGUCCACACACCAGUGUUUCUGGGAGCACCUUUGCUUCUGCAUUCUGCACCAACCUGAAGUUUCCAGAGGCCCUUCAAAGGCAGCUGCAUGCAGAACAUAUUAUACAGUAACCAUUGCAUGUCUCACUGUAGAUAACUCCGAUCUACUGAUUAAAUGGGUGCACAUUUUUGGCCACAGCUGUUCGCUGGGCAUCCAGUGGGGUACCCCCCCUUUGCCAAGUUUUUCUGCACUCUGACAGUUCCGCUAUACAUUCAUCCAUUGCUAACAUGAUAUUUCAGUGCUAAAUAGGGAAAUCGGAGCACAGGUUUGUACAAAAUGAAGAAGGGGCAUUUUCUAGUAAAACCAAAACAAAUUAAGAACCAACAGAAAACUGCAGGGGGAUUUGACGCCAUUGCUCUCAAGAGCCCUGGCACUCUGCAGUGGCUCAGAGAAGGAAGGGAUUUCCACGUAAACCCCUGAAAUGCUGCAUCCCUUCUGCUGAUAAAUCCGGCGGCUGGACUCUGCGCUAUUUGUCAGAUGAAAAGAUAUCAGCCUGAUUUAUAUUUUAAUGGAUUUGGAUUUUAUGAAGACUGCCAUCUGGUUGUCUUUUUGCGGCAUCCUAAGUCCAGAUGUGGCUUUGCACUUUCUUUUUUAAGUUGGCAUCCUUCUUUUCUAUUAUACCUCCGCAUUAGAGUUACAUUGCAAACUGGCAUGAUUUCAUCAUGCAGAUAUGAGAAAACACACACACCAUGCAAAGGACUACAAAACAAAAGCAUAUGUGAAUGCCCCUUGUGAAAUAGUCCUGAGAGUUGAUGGGAGUCACACCCUGACUUCGCUGAGCCUCCUUUCCAUCUUCACAUAGCUUACAGUUGUAGGAAGUGGGAAGGCCUGGGGAAGCUCAGCGGUAUGGCAUAUGCUUUGCUUGCAGAGAUUCCAGGUUCAGCCCUUGGCAUCUUCAGGUAGGGCAGGGAAGCACUCCUGCCUGAAACCCUGGAGAGCGGCUUCCAGUCAGUGUCAGCAACACUGAGCUAAAUGGACCAAUGGCCUGACUUGGCAAAAGGGCAGCCCUGCUCUCCUGCCACUGUUUUGUUGCCUGAUCUCAGUGCAACAGUGUCUCCCUCUCCUCAUGUGUCAAAUGAAAGAGGGGAAAUUAUGCUUCACUGUGUUUGUUACUGUGCUUCCUUAGCACACUGUGAAGCUGCUGUUCCUGUUUCUUAGUAUACGCAGAGCGAGGAGACUAUAUUCUCCCUCUCAAUCUGUGUCUCACAAAGGAGCAGUCAAAAGCUGGAACAGAAGCAGAAUUGUUUGUGGAUGGUCUUGAUUGCAUGGAAAGGUUCAGGGAUAGAAAUGGCUUUGGCGCUUCCGGCGGGCUUCCCUGCUUUCUUGGACGUGACGUACCCACUGCCUCUCUUGCUUCCAGUUCUUUGGCUUCAUUAUACCAGUCCCACCCUACAGUUUGACUGUCACCUUCAUUUUCUAAGCGCUUGACCUGGUGGAACUCUUAAGGGCUGAAUUUGUAAAGUAGAACCCUUGAAACUCCCAAGACAAAAUGGUCAAAGGCUCCAUUUGCCUGGGAGCUUCUUUCUUCCAAGGUAAACUGAACAACAGGAGAAGUUUCUCUGAGAAAAGGUGCUGAUGGCGGCGGGGAGAGAGAAUAUUCCUGUUAUGGACUGAAGUUCUCACCCUGGGCCAGCAGUAGAUAGUUUUCACUCAGGUCCACAUAUGCAAAUAAGGGAUUGAAAGUGACAUUCAGUGAUUGGCUAGUUACAGAAAGUGGUUACUGUUGCGUUGUAGUGGAGCUCUAUAUAAGCAGGCUGGCUGAACCCUUCAGUUCAGUUCUGUUCUGGCCUGUGAAUAAACAAGAGCUGUUGAAGAAUCGCUGUGUCGUCUGAUAUGUUCACCCACAACUUAAUAAUUCCUGUGGUGUUUUCAUAGGCCCUAAGCAAUUUGGAAUACACUAGUGGGAAGAGGACUACCUUUUUAAAUGUAUCUGUGUGAUAUUACUGUGAUAUUUUCUUCAAAGUGUAAAAAACCUCCCAAGCACAAACUUCAUUCAAUCACAAGUGAAUCAUAGAAUUGUAGUGUUAGAAGGGUCCUCAGGAGUCAUCUAGUCUAAUCCUUUGCAAUGUAGGAAUCUUUUGCCCAAUGCAACCCUCAAAUUAAGUACCUCAUGCUCCAUCAACUGAGCUAUCAAGGGGAAACUGAAGGAAGCUUACACCUUAAAGAAGCCCAUAUUUUCCAUAGACAGUAGACUAGAAAAGAGGAGCUUAUUCCCUCAGUUAUUUAAUAUGUACCUAUGCUUCUUUUAUAUUCAAGCACACAUACUUCUCUGUCAGCAACCACUCUAGGUUGCCAGGCAUCUUGCCUUGAGAAGUGCCUCUAAAAUCUCUUGGAUCCAUGUUCUUGAGUAUACACCCUGAAAUUAAAUCGCCAUGAUAUAUUACACCUGCAGCAUAUCUGCUUUUAGCGCUGUUGUCAUCUCCUGGCAACUAUUGCCCUUUUCAGAUCUUCUCCAUGCUUCUAUGGGAUGUGCAGAGGGAAGGGUGGCUUUUGCCCAUUGGCCUCACUCCCUGACCUCCCGCGUUCAGGGGAGAAAUUCCGAAAAGCACCUCUGUGCAAUGACAGCUGUAAAGGCACAUAGACUCCUCAGGCAACCUGCCACCCUAAUGGUGCAGAGUUCCCACUGUGCAACAAAGCUAUAGCCCUGCAAAGGCUUAUUUCAGGCUUUCUGCUGAAUGUGUGACGGCAGGAGGGUGAGGGCAGCAGGCAGAAUCUGCCUUCUUCUCUGGCCCCACGACAUGCGCUGUGAUCUCUGGGUGGGGAACAUGCAAACAGUCUACCAGCUCCUUCCCUUAACUUGCCCAUUCCCUACGUCAGCCCAGAGGGGGUUGUCCCUUUAGCAAGACUGCUGCCUCUGGUUAAUCUUGAGCUGUGGCUUGUUUUGGAAAGGCAAAACUUUGCUUCGGAAGAGGAAAUAAAAGCUGACUUUUGGAUACAUGAGGAAGCUUAAGGAUAGUUAUGACAGCUGAUUGUGGAACAGAAAAGAGGAUGUAGCCUUCAGUAGCUACUCUCAAUGUAAAUAUGAAAAAGACUUCCUCAGCCCUUGUGUAUCAUACAUUUUAAAGCACAUCCCCUCCCCAUUGCAAGAAUCCUGGGAAUUGUAGUUUUUAAGGGCCUUGGCAAAUAGCUCUGUGAGGGGUAAAUUACAGUUCUCGGGAUUGUUUAUUUAUUUGAUUUAUAGCCCAACUUUUUCUCCAAGCAGCUUCGGGUGGCACGCGUGGUUCCCCCCCUCUCCAUUUACUCCACACAACAACCCUGUGAGGUAGGUUAGGCGGAGAGGCAGUGACUGGCCCAAAGUCACCCAGUGAGCUUCAUGGCUGUGUGGAGGUUUGAACCCUGGGCUCCCAAGUCCUUGUCCGGCACUCCUGGUGUUUCCAAAGCUUGGGUUUCCAGCUGUUGCUGGACUACAACUCCCAUCAUCCCUAGCCAGUAGGACCAGUGGUCGGGGUGAUGGGAGUUGUAGUCCAACAACAGCUGGAGACCCAAGUUUGAGAAACACAGCUCUAAGCACUACAUCAUGUCCCUUAAUGUGCAGGUACAUAGCUUUCAUAUGAUGUUUUGGUCUACAAGAGGCACAAGCAUUUCUAUGAAAGAGAAGACAGGCAAACUGUUUAGUUUUUUUAGCUUCUCAUGGGCCAAUGUAUUGGUGUCCAGUGGUACACUGUUCACAUAUGUAGGCAUGAUGGUCUUCAUACAAUGGAUGCAAAGCUUUUGUACAUGCAUUAUGCAUCCAUGCCUAUUGUGUUAUUUACAGGGUUGCAAUGUUUAUCAACUGAUUAGUGAUUUAGGCUGCAGUCCUAUUACCCACUUACCUGUGAAAGUGAAUUCAACAGGACUUACUUUCUGGUGUAGGGUUGCACUGUUAAAUAUUUUUGUAGGUACCAAAAAAAGGUGCCCUAGAUUAACUGGGUGCAGAUUUUUGAAAAUAAAUGAUGAAAUCCAAUGUCACAUGGGCGGACUUCUGCUUAUGUUGUGGGAUGUCCUCUUUCUGACCUCCUGUCUGCAGCUUGCUGCCCUAAAAAUCUGUUCUGAUGCAUUCCCCAACCAUCUGAAGCAAAUUUUGUGAGUGCAUGUCAGCUGCAGGAGAAGGAGAGGAAAGGAAUGGCCUGUUUGCACAAGAAGAAGCCUGUUCCACUGGUAGGCAGAUCUCACCCAUUAUUUAAGAAAGAAAAACUCUGCAGAUAGCAUGCAUUUCUCGUUUUCUCUCAGGUACGAUAGUAUGCCUCUUCUAAGUUGAUGUCUGCUGUGACACAUGCAUGCAUUAUCCAAAAAAACCACCAAAAACCACCCCAAAUACAGCAUUAAAAAUGUUUGCAAUCAGUGCGUUAAUCAAUGAAUCAACUCAAACUCAUACAAUUAAUAUCUUUGCAAUCUUAGUUAUUCAGCUACAAUUGCUGAUGCUGUUGUGUAACUAAGGAUGGAGAGCUUUUGUUGCUGUUUCAGAAGUCCCUGUUCCCCAGGGCCCAAACAGAUCAUGAUGUGGAUGUGGGAGGCUAGAGAUCUGAUCUCCUGGUUGUUGUUGUUUUUUGCUUAAUCUUUUAUUUUAGUUCUGUUUUCUGGAUGUAAAUUAACCCACCCCCCACCCCCAGCUACUGGUUAGGUGAGAAGGAGGAAAUAGGCAGUCACGAUACAGCUGCCUGUAUUUAGAUGUGGGUAAAACUGUCAAUCCUAGUUUGUUUCAGUUUCUCAUUUUUCCAAACUAAAGUUCAGUUCCCCACAUUUUUACAAAAAAGUCCUCAUGAGAACUCGCCAGCAUUUCAGUGUUAAUUUCUCUUUUUUGAAAGGCAAUUUUGCCUCCCACGUACAUUUUAACACAGUGUAUUUUCCCUAUUAUUUACAUUUCCCCUACUAUAGUGUGAUUUUGAAUGUUAUUUUCAGUGACAUGAACAUUUCCUGCCCCUUAGUGCUGGAGAACAGCACUGUAAAACUCAGAGAGGUGCAAAUAAUGAUGGUUUGGUCCCUAUGUUGCCUCUGAAUGUUUUGCUUUUGCUUUGGAUCUCACCACACAGACGGCUUGGCUGUGCACUGUGUUUUGCAGAAGUGGGCUGAAUAAUGUCAUUCUAAAACUGCUUGUCUUUUUUGUGGCUAGAGCUUGCCCGAGUCCCAGCAAGGAGCAGGUCCUUCCUCAGUCUGGGCCCUGCUUGAGAGCACCAAAUCUCAUGGUGUCCUACCUGCUUCCACCUGCGACUAGCAGAAGAGCUAUGAGCGAAGCUAAGCAAAUGCCUGUGCAGCACAGCCAAAUGCCCUGCCGUGCAGAAUCAGUGAUGGAGCCACGAGAGGCUCCCAGAGGGCUCACAGUCAAGUGUCUCAGCUCUUUCCGUGGCAAGAUCAGUGCAGGCAACUGGAGGAUUCCACAAGAUGCAGACUUCCAGGCAAGCCUCAGGACAGACUCCAGCAGCAGCGGAAACCAGGUCAUUAACUACCAGAUUACUGUUGUUGUUGUUGUUACAGAUCAUGUAGAGUAGGGCCAAUGUUCUGGGCAACUGGUGCUGUCAGGCAAGGAAUGUCUAGAGUGAGGAAAUGGCAUGUCUAUCAGCCCAACCCCUCUCCGCUGUUCCUAGGUGUGCGCCCAACGAGGCAGCUGCAGCAACGGAGAGGCCCCACCCACAACCUAAGCUGAUGCAUCUCCCCAAGCAGGUGCAGACUUUGUCUACGCAAAACCAUUUUCUGCUCCUUCUGCUCCAGUCCUCUUCUGGUCCUGGGAGAGAGUGGAGCACGAGAGGUGGGGGCAGGAGGAGGAGGUGUGGCAGCCAGAGGUGCCGUAUUGUGCCCAAGAUUGGGGAGGGGGGCGUCGUGCAUCGUGUGUGUGAGACGUCAUGAAUGCGGUGCAUGCAUGAUAUCGCAUUGUCAGGAGAAGGCUGAUUCUAGAGCCCAGCACGGCACAAUUCCUCUCUUAAGCUCAGGAGGAGCUAGCCACUGAACCAUGCUGGCCUCCUCUGCCCUCUCAAUAUUGAGGGGUCUCGGCCCCCUGCCAGCAGAUAUUGAGGAGGCCGAAGACACCUCCACCCCUGGGGGUGGACACACCCUCGACUCUACUCCUGCCUGACUUAUCUUUCCCUCCUCCUGCGCCUGUUUUUCUUUUGUAAUGCUUUUUAUUGGUUUUUCAUUUCAAACAAACAAAAUACAGUAAUAUUCAACAAUCAUCUACCCACUUCCUUACCCAACACUCUGCCGAGCACUGACUUCCCUCCCUCCCUUCAACAGGUUUUCUUAUUUCAGUCUCCUUUCCACUGUUUCUUGUUUUAUCCAGUCCACGUCGUAAGAUUUAUUUCAGUCUUCAGGUUUCUACAGUUAUUAUUUAUAUAAUCCAUAAAUUUACUCCAAUCUCUUUGGAAUUUUGUUUCCUCCUGGUUUCAGAUCCUGCAGGUCAGUUUUGCUAGUUCCGCGUAAUCCACCAUUCUCAUCUGCCACUCCUCCACUGUUGGUAAUUCCUGUACUUUCCAUUUUUGGGCUAACAAAGUUCUAGCAGCAGUUGUAGCGUACAUAAAUAACCUUUGGUCUGCUUUUUCUAUUUUCUCUCCCAUCAAGCCUAGCAAAAAAGCUUCCGGCUUUUUUGGGAAAGUAUAUUUGAACAUCUUUUUCAAUUUGUUAUAAAUCAAUUCCCAGGAUAGUUUUAUUUUCUCACAUGUCCACCACAUGUGGUAAAAAUCUCCAUCCUUCUCUUUACAUUUCCAACAUACUUUACAGCUCAUCCUAUACAUUUUUGCCAAUUUAACAGGUGUUAAGUACCAUCGGUACAUCAUUUUCAUUAUAUUCUCUUUUAAGGUGGUACAUGCUGUGAAUUUUAAACUGGGUAUAGUAUGGGCUGGAUAUAGUAUGGGACGCAAGUAAAGCGGUAAUGAGAGGUUUUCUGAUACAGAAAAAUAGCUUCCAAAAAAAGAAAGAAAGAAAGAAAGAAAGAGCGAGAAAGAAAGAAAGAAAGAAAGAGGAAAUCCUGACUCAUCUCAUGAAAAAUGAGGGGAAAAAUUCAGUAAAACCUAAAGAUGAACAAAUAAAACAAACAAACAGGACCAUCACUCAGUGAUAAAGGACUUGCUGUGCAUGCAGAAGGUCCCAGUUUCGGUCCUUGGCAUUUCCAGAUCGGACUGAAAAUGUCCCUUAUCUCACAUCCUGGAGAGCCACUGGCUGUCACUGUAAACAAUACUGACCUAGAUAGACCCAUGGCAGGACCCUGUAUGAGGCAGCUUUCUAUGUUCCUAUGUAUAUUCAUAAUUGUGUACACACACAAACACAGCCUUAGUUAGAGAACCCAGCCCUACUAAUCUGCAGUGCCCCCACUGACAAGGAGAGCAGGAUCUACUCCACUGGGCUCAUGCUUAAUGCUCCCCAUGAUCAAACAGUUUCUCUUUAUACACACAGGAGCCAGAAGAGAAAAAAAUAGCAUUGGAGCUCCUGCAAACAGAGCAGGCCUAUGUCAGCCGCCUUCAUCUUCUGGAUCAGGUUGGUUUGUUACAGGCGACAACAGAUUUAUGUGCUUCUGAUUGACACAUGAUUGCGCAUGCACGCACCGGUCGUCACAGAAUCCGGAAGUAUCCCUAAAACAUCACUGAAAGGGUGGAAUGGGGGCUAGGCAGACUGCUUUACACACUGAUGCAUGCAGGGGGUCCAGAAUGUAACCCCAGUGCAAAAUGAGGAUUGCCUGUAGUUUACUUGACAGGGGCGUGCUAGGUAAUGGUGUUUUUGUUUCCUGAAAUGGGGGUGGUAAACCAAAUAAGUUUGGGAACCUCUGCUCUAGAGGGACAGGUGAAGGGAAAGUUCACUUUGAAAAAUUGUGCAUGUUAAAGUAAAAGUGCAUGAAAAAGCUGGUGAAUUUGCAAAAUAAAUGAAUAAAUCACAAGCUGAUGCAGAAAUGUAGAUGACUAAACUUAAGGCUGGAAAAACGAGCAACUGAGAAAACCCAAAACUGACAGCUUUGUCCAUCCCUGGGUUCCAGGUGUUUUUCUCAGAGCUGCUGAAGGAAGCCAGGAGUGGAAGAACAUUCCCAGAAGAGGUGGUGAAAAUGAUAUUCUCCAACAUCUCAUCCAUUUACCAGUUCCAUGCACAGUUUUUCUUGCCAGAGCUGCAGAAACGUAUGGAAAACUGGUGAGUUAUGGCAGCCAUACCCCUUUCCCCAUUGCAUUCCUGGAAAGGGAAGUGAGAGGGGUGGGGUGAAGGUUUACGCAACUGAAACCAACUGUUGUAUUAUUUGAAGUCUAGAAUCUGAAAAGAUACCGUACAAGAGGUCUGUGGAAGGGUCAUUUUGAGUUAAAACCUUGGUUCUUUGUCCCACCAUGAAAUAGAUCUCUAUUAUAGGUUGUGCCAUCUGACAAAGGACUAAUCUUGGUGUGAAACAAUAGAUAUCUUUGUAUUACAUACUUCCUUUGUCUGCAGAGGGCACUUUGGCAAACAUUUGCCUUUGUAGAACAAAGACUUGCAAUUAUAUGAUGAAGGGCAAUGCGGAAAUAUCUUAGAUAAAUAAGAACUAAAUCAGCAGUACUUCUCGCAUGUAUCUGUUUGUCUUCCUGUGAUGGGAGGACGUAUGAGGACAAUCAUUUCACUUCCUAGCUUUUUUUCUUUUUUUUACUGAAGAUGUUAAUUAAACAGAGACAGCCAGGAUGGUUUGUGCUGUGAUGUACUGUUAAAACUGUGUAGAAGCUGGGCAGCAUCCAGCGGGGACUCCUGCAGAUGUCACAAACCAGUGCCGGCGAUACUUGGGCAUUGCAAUCGAGACCAGGGAUAGAGGCAGGCAGGCAUUUCCCAAAGCAUCUUCCCUGGACCGUUUUGGCUGCCUUUCCAGAGAUGCCAAUAGUACACCUGUUCUCUUGGCUUCUGCCUGCAGGAAUUCCAAUCCCAGGAUUGGAGACAUCAUCCAGAAGGUAGCCCCUUUCCUGAAGAUGUAUAGCGAAUACGUGAAGAACUUUGACAAGGCAGUCGAGCUGAUAACCACGUGGUCUGAAAAGUCCUUGCCAUUCCAGGAACUCAUCUCAAGCAUUCAGGUGAAAAUUGUUUUGCUAUUAUUUCAUAAAAUGUUAGUACUGCUUGUUUUGGGUGGGGGAACACAUUGAAGUGGUUUACAAAAAUAAUGAAAGAACGUCAUUCUCAAUUUAAAAACAAUUUGAAACCUUCAAAACAUAAUUAAAAUCAAUGCUAAGCCAUAAAGAAACCCUGAUAAAAAUGAAUGUCAAAAUUCUACAUAUCUGGGAAGGCUCCCCUGAACAAAAAUGUUUUUAUUUUUAAUUUUUAUUAUUUUAUUUUAAAUUUUUAUUAAGCAUAUACAUAUAAGAAAAAUGUUUUUAGCAGGAACAGUGAAAGCACUUACCUGAUGUCAAUAGGCAGGGAGUUUGGAAGUGUGGGUUCUAAAAGAUUAAUUCCUUACAAAUGCAGAAUGAGGAUUAUGUGAUACCUGUAGUAGUGCCAGUUCUGCAGACUGGAGCAGUCAAGAGGGUAUAUAUGGAGUCAGAUGAUCUUCCAUGUAAACUGGUCUCAAGCUGUUAAUACUAAAAGUAACACCUUGAACUUGGUCUUGUAGAAAGGGUCUCAGAGCUUAUUGCACAGUAACCUUUUUAAAAACUCAGGGUAGCUUCGUAUGCAACAACAGCAGCAAGAAUACUCAUCGCAAAGUAUUGGAAGACACAAGAACUUCCCACGCUGGAGGAAUGGCAGAUGAAAUUUAUGGAUUAUAUGGAACUGGCUGAAACGACUGGUAGAAUCCGUGACCAGGGAGAAGAGUCGAUGGAGGAAGACUGGAAGAAAUUCAAAGACUAUCUUCAGAAACACUGCAAAAUUAAGGAAUGUUAGAGUGAUGUUGGACUGAAAACAAGUGGUUUCCAGCUGCACAGGUUAAAGUUAAGGAUAGAUUAAGAUUAAAGAUCAAGAUUAAAGAUGUUUAAAGAAAUGGAAAUUUGAUAUUAAAAGGGAAAACUUUAAAGUUAUAUGAUAUUAAGAUAUUAAGAUUAAGGAUUAGGUUUAAAAAAGUUGAAGUUAUAUAUUUUAACAUUUUAUUAAAUUAAAGAUUGGGAUUAAAAAAGUGGAAAAGAAACUGCUGGACAAAUAAUGUGGACUGGAAUACAAAAGAGGGAGGUAUGAGGAAGUCUAGAAAAUAAGUAAUUUAAAAUUGGAAAUGGAAAAGAGAGUUUGUUUUUAAUUGUUGUGUUUUGUGUUUUUAUUGUUAAGUUUUGUAUUGUUUUUUGUGUGUGUUGUUUUUCUUGUUUUGUUGUUUAAAACUUUAAUAAAAAAUUAUUAAAAAAAAAAUAAAAAUAAAAACUCAGGGUAGCUUCUAUCAGGGAGGCCACCCACACCAUAACUGUGUACAGUGGUACCUUGGGUUAAGUACUUAAUUCGUUCCGGAGGUCCGUACUUAACUUGAAACUGUUCUUAACCUGAAGCACCACUUUAGCUAAUGGGGCCUCCUGCUGCUGCUGCACCGCCGGAGCACAAUUUCUGUUCUCAUCCUGAAGCAAAGUUCUUAACCUGGAGCAAUAUUUCUGGGUUAGCGGAGUCUGUAACCUGAAGCGUAUGUAACCUGAAGCGUAUGUAACCCGAGGUACCACUGUACAUGCAUAUAUGUAGCAUGGAACUUAGGCAUUUUCUUCUCCUUGAGAAAAUACUGGAAGGACACUGCCUUCUCCAUCCAGACUAGCCUUUCUUCACCCAUUUUGCCUAGCCUGGUGACUAAUGUCUUCUACACCAAUCUUUAGCCAGCUGCUCUCAGCUGGGAUAAUAGGCUCUGUAGUUCUUUCUGUGCUUCUUGGUGAGCCCUGUACCCCAGGUCUCAAAAGAUUGCAUUGGUCCCAUGUCUCACGUUCUUCCUGAGACACUGGACUCCUUCUGCUGCAGUGGCUGGGAAUUUCUUGCUUCCAGAGGACCUCAAAUAUUCCAUCUCUGUGCUGUAGAAAGACUUGAACCAAAGCAUUAAAUUUCUUCCAUCUGUUACACCACCAAGACAUGAUAGAUAAGCCUUCACCCAGCUGGUGCCCUCCAGAUGUUUGGCUUACAACUCCCAUCAGCCUCAGCCAUCCCAGGGGCUGAUGGGAGGUGUAGUCCAAAACAUUUGGAGAGCACCGUGUCGGUGAAGGUUGCAGUAGAUGGUCAUCUUGGUUUGUGAAGUGGUGAGGCCAGCCAAGUAUCUGUAGUUUAAUGUUUAUACACUCAUGUCUAUGAUGCCUUCUGCUUUCUCUUUCUGCUAUUGUUACUAUCCUGAGCAGAGACGGGAGAUCUCAGCCAACUUAACCUUGCAGCAUCAUAUGCUGGAGCCAGUGCAGAGAAUUCCUAGAUAUGAACUCCUUCUGAAGGAUUACAUACGAAAGCUACCUCCAGAGGCACCGGACAGGGAGGAUGCAGAGAGUAAGAGCUCCAUUUGGUCCAUUCUGUGAUGUGGGCAAAGAAGGAAGUUGACAGAGGAGUUGUUUGGUUGGAGGAGACUGUCCUUUAGCAGUGACACACAUGUACCUGCUAGUUGAGUGAUUCUAAGGCUUUCAUACCAGGGUUGAUUUGCAAUUCCCCUGCUAGGCUUGUGCCUCCCUUCUCCUGCUCAGUGCCAUGCAACUGCAAGAACCCUGGGAAAGUGUUGGAGACUGGGCAAUGAGCUUACUGCAUGCAUUCCAUUCAGGGCUGGACUUCUGUUGCUUUAAGAACUACAAAGAUAGAAGGUCCAUCAAUGUGUCACUGACGUCAUUGUUUUGAAAACUCCCUGCACCUCCUAAAUAUGAUCCUGGUUCACCUAUAUCUUUUUUAUUAAAUUUAAAUGUACGUAUGCAUAUAUACAUGUAAUUACUUUUACAUUCCCUUUAUAUAUGUAAGCAAGGAGAACAAUCAUCCAGUUAAUCAAAAGGGGCUGAUGAUAUUUAUGCAAUUGACUCAAUUCAAUAUUCAAAAACCUGAUCACACCUAUUGGUUACCCAGGAUCGCUCCAUCUUCAUAUUUCCUUCUUUAGAUUUAUUCUUAGUACAUAUUAAAAUACCAGUCCAUGGCACCAAUGUAAUUUUAUCAUGGGGGCUGUGGGCACAAGGGGAAAUACUCCAAGGCUCACAGAGCGCCCCUCCAGUGCUGCCAUAGCAAGGAAUACAGGUGUGCAAAUGGGUUGUGUGAGAGAGCCCUGAGAGUUAAAUGUUUCUCUGGUGCUUUUGCAGAAGCCCUGGAAAUGAUUUUCACUGCAGCCAAACACUCCAAUGCUGCCAUUGCAGAAAUGGUGAGUGCACUGAUCUCAUGCGAGUGACUCCUUGCAGCCAGAGACAUUUGCAACAGAGCUGUUUGGUCCCUGUCUUGUUCAUCUUAAUACUGAUGGUCCUGCAGGAACGACUCCAGAACCUUUGGGAGGUGUAUCACAGGCUGGGGCUUGAAGACGACAUCGUGGACCCUUCCAACGAGCUGAUAAAAGAGGGACCCAUUCAGAAAAUCUCAUUCCGGCACAACAACACAACAGAGAAAUACCUGUUCUUGGUAAGAGAUUAAUCAGGUUGGGGGAUGGUGGGAAGGGAAGAUAGCAAUACAUCGCUGUUGGACAUCUGUGUUCUUUUGCACAAUUCAGAGAAGUUGUGCUGCUGUUUGGAUAAAUGAAAGAAAGAAAUAUUUAGGAGUUUGGAAAGAUAUGCAAGGUAUGUCUACAGUGUAUAAAGGUAAAGGUAAAGGUACCCCUGACUGUUAGGUCCAGUUGCAGACCACUCUGGGGUUGCGGUCCUCAUCUCGCUUUACUGGCCGAGGGAGCCGGCGUUUGUCCUCAGACAGCUUCCGGGUUAUGUGGCCAGCAUGACUAAGCUGCUUCUGGCGAACCAGAGCAGCGCACGGAAACGCCGUUUACCUUCCUGCCAGAGCGGUACCUCUUUAUCUACUUGCACCUGAUGUGCUUUCAAACUGCUAGGUGGGAGGGAGCUGGGACCAAACAAUGGGCGCUCACCCCAUCGCGGGGAUUCAAACCGCCAACCUUCUGAUCGGCAAGCCCAAGAGGCUCAGUGGUUUAGACCACAGCGCCACCCGCGUGUAUAGUGUAUAGGGAAGGGCAAAUAAUAAGAGCCUUGAAUCUGAUACCCUACAAAGAAAGGCUUAAAACUCCUGAGACUUUUUCAUUUGGACAAAGGUGACUGAGACUGUGACAGAGGCUUACAAAGGCUGUGGCCUUAUGCAUAUCCACAUGGGAGUAAACCUCACUGGAUACAAUGAGACUUGCUUCUGAGAGUAAGCAUGCACUGGAUUGCACUGAAAAUUAUGUGCAGUGUGGAGAAAAUAGAUUGGGAAGUUUCUCUCCCUCUCUCCUUAUGCUAGAACCUAGGAAGACAGUCAGCCAAUGAAACUGAUUGGCAUGAAAGCACUUCUUCACCCAAAUAAUUUUUGGAAUUUGCUGCCUCAAGAUGUGGUGGUAGACGUUAGCUCAGAUGAGCUGAAAAGGGAAUGAGACAAAUUCAUGGAGGAUAAUUUACUUAGUGGCCACUAGCUGUAGUCAUGGUGGCUAUUUGAAACAUCUAGGCUUAGAGGCGAUAUGUUCAUGAAUACCAUCUGCUGGGGGGGGGCAACAGUGGAGCAGGGCUAUUGCCCUCCUGCCUCUGAAGUGAAUAAUCCAAAUGAUAAUUGUAUUCUGAUUUUCAAUCAACCAGGGAGAAUGAGAACUGUGCCAACAAUAAAUGCCACCCCCCCGCAGUAGCCAAGUACCUCAUUAGCUGAUGGAAGUUGGUGCCCAGAACAUCUGGAGGUCAUGUAAAGGCUGGCAUAGCACUAAGUGAUAAAUGCACUGGGUUCUUUCCUGACCGAUUGGUGGCAACAAUUCCUUCUUCCCUUGUUUGGAGUGGUUCAUAUUCUGAAGUCUCUAGUCUUCAGAGGGAGAGAUUAACCGAGACAAACCAUUAUUGUAUUGACUGGUUCAUUUGACAUUUGCUCUCUUCUUUUGGCCCUUCUUUGUUCAGACGUGAUGUGCCCCCCUCCCACCAAGGCUUUAUUCUCCCCCACCUCUUGUCUCUCUCAGUUCAAUAACUUGCUGCUGUACUGUGUGCCAAAAGUCAUCCAAGUGGGCGCAGCGUUUCAGGUGCACAGCCGGAUCGAUGUGGAGGGCAUGAAGGUCAGAGAAUUUCAUUGCAGGUUAUUCCCUUUAAUUAUACUUGUGGGGUGGGGGGUGGCCCUGCCCCAUAUUUUUCCACAGGAUGGCGACAUCUGGAGAAACAUAAAACAAAAAUAUAACAAGCAGAGCAGGAAGUAGAGUAAACCCCCCCAAUACGCAUAUGUAGGGGGAAAAAUGAUAAGGGGAGGAAUGCAAUGUGGUGCUAAAGAGAUCACAGUCUCAGUGCAAGCAUUUCUGCUUGCUUGAAGGAACAAUAUUCCUUCUGUUCUUCCUACACCCUGUUCUGGGGGUUCUCCUGAACCCCCCCUCAGCCAAUUUGGGGGUGUUUGUGUGUGCAGGGAGGAAAGCCCCCUUGUGCUAGCAGAAGUCUUUGAGUGGGCUUUUGCCUGCAGGAACAGCUAGCUGAAUCUGGCCCAUAUAUUUAUAAAUGCUACCUGAGGAAGGGUAUGGCAUAUAUCUGACUAUAUUGGGACUUUUAAAUAUGUGCAUGCUUCAGGUGAGUUGUCCCCAUUCCCCCUCCCUGCCAAACUUUUGCAUGUGGAUUGGUUCAGGUGUUUGCUUGCUGCUCUCUUCCCUUUGAUUUGUUGAUUAUUUACUUAAUCAAGUUUGUAGCCCAUCCCUUCAACUUCCAAAAAUUACCAGGACACCUCAUGGAACAAAGCAUGAAAAAAUAAAAUUCACUGUUUGUGUGUGAAAAUAUCCAACACUUGCAUUACUCAGAGUAGACUGACUGAAAUCCCAUUACUUAAGUGAGAGGUGCAGACUCCUUGAAAGACCCGUUACUAAAGUCCAUUGAUCUCAGUGGUAUGGAUGUAAAUUGAAUAUGACAGCAGCGGACGCCAUCAGGGAAACAGCAGCAGCAACUUUUUACCCACAUCAGUGCUAAUUGUUUUACUUAUCUGGACUUGCAGGUUCGGGAGCUGAACGAUGUGCAGUUUCCUUAUGCUUUCCUUGUAUCAGGGAAGCAACGAACUCUAGAACUGCAAACCAGGUAACUGACAUAAGAAUUUUGUCUUUUCUGAUUCUCACGCAGAACGAUGAGGACAACUGUUCUCUAACAGGUGACUUCUCUUUCUAUGCAGGUCCCAGGAAGAGAUGAAUGAUUGGAUAAAGGUAACCCAUGCUUCUACCCUUUACCCUACGUCAAGGUCCUGCCCCGUGAGAAAGGCAAAGUGUUUGCCCUUUUUAACAAAAUCAAUGAAAUCGUAGAUGAUUAUUACAAGAACAUGCCAGGAGGAAAAACGUAUGUAACAUUUGGUAUGGGCAUAGGGAGGAGGGGGAGAGCUUAGCACCCCUUGACUGCCAGCUCCCCACUCCCAUACUUCAGAAGUGAGUGGGGCAGAUGUGGCUUCAACCUGCCACAUUCAUGUGUGGCUUGAGCCUCAGAGCUUUCUUUCAACUUCUGCUUUUCUUCUCCAGGCCUUUGAGUCUGCCAUUGACAAGAAGGAGAAAAGCAGUGGGACCUUCAAGGUGGCGAUCCAAGGGCCAGAUUCCGAGAUGCAAGAUUUAACUGUAAUCCUCCUGACUGUACUCACUCACUGAAUUAUAGAAUCAUAGAACUGUAGAGGUGUCCAACCCUGUGCAAUGCAGGAACCCACAGCUAAAGAAUCCCUGGGAGAUGGCUAUCCAAAACCUUCUGUGAAGGACAGUCCACUACUCUCUGAGGCGGUCCAUUCCACUUCUCUAUUCCUCCUCAUGUCUCCACCUCACUUCUAAAAGCAUUUCCUGUAUUACCGUAUUUUAAUUAUUUCACAAAAUGUAUAGAUCACUUAAUAGAACAACUAAGCAGCUUGCUUUAUGCAGUCUUUUUUUUAAAAAAUACAAAUACAAAUAAAGCACACAAAAAUUUACACGGAAAUUGUAAGAUAAAAUGGUAAUAUUAAAACACUUUUGUCAAAAAUGACAUGCUAAAAUGACAUGCCUAGGUAGGCUUGCUGGAAUAAAAAAGUUUUGAGCCAGUGCUAAAAAGCAGUACAUGCCUGCCUAAUAGGAAGGCCAUGAGUGAACAUUCUGAAAUCUGCAACAGGGAAAUGGAAAGCGUGUGAUGAUUGGAGGACAAGACAGAGGAGUGGAAUGUGCAAGAAAGAGGUACCUAACAAGGCUCUGGCAAUGGUACUAAGCAAUAUGGAAGAGGCUUCAUACUUGUCCAUGUCCUGGACCCUGUGAGCUGUAGCCAUAAUUGCCUUCAUUGCCAGAGAGUCCAUCUCAGUGGUUCUUUGAUUCCAACCCCCUUCACACAGUGCAUAGCUUAAUUGUAGAAUUCGCUCCCACAAGACGUAGUGAUGUCCCCCAACCAGGAUUGCUUUAAAAGAAGAUUAGACAAAUUCCUGGAGGAUAAGUCCUAUCAACAAUGCCUACUAGCCACAAUGGCUCUGUUCUACCUCCACUGUAAGAGGCGAUAUAUCCCUAAAUACUAGUUGCUGGGAAUCAUAAGUUGCCAAAAGCACUGUUGCACUCAGGUUCUGCUUGUGGCAGGGGCGGCCCGUGCAUUAGGUUGGAUUUUGCUUCAGACAGCAGAUCUACCCCUGCCAUUAUGCUGUUGCCAGCCCUGCUGACAUUGACUUGCAGGCUUCUCAAAGAACCUAGUUGGCCACUGGGAGAACAGGAUACUGGAUUAGAUCGCCCUUUGAUCAUAUCCACCAGGGUAUAUCUUCAUGUUCUUAUGGUCUGCUUUACCCCCAGCAUUGCCAGUUUGAUGAGCUGGGCAAGCGGGCUCCUCAGUGGAUCAGGGACAAGCUGGUGACCAUGUGCAUGCGUUGCAAGGGCCCUUUCAAUGCGAUCACACGCAGAAGGCACCACUGCCGGGCCUGCGGCUAUGUGAGUACACCUCCUCCGAGUUCCUUUGGGUAGGGCAGCCACAUGGAAGGGCCUUGGGACUCCAUGUUGGUUUAGGGCCAGUCCGGAGAACUGAUCCCAAGAGCGACCAUGCUUGGUCCAGCUGCAUCUGGGUGCCGUUGGUGCUGGGGACAGAUGCUGAACUCUUCCAGUUCUAUGUUCAGUUUUGGUUCAGGUCUUGUUUAAAGAAGAAUGGGGGUUUCCUCUGUGAAUCUACGCUGCAGCAACCCUUUGGUUCCUCUCCUGGAGGCAGGUGGUGUGUGGCCGGUGCUCCGAGUACAAGGCCGAAUUGCAAUACGACAAGAGCGGGCCCAAGCGUGUCUGCAUGGAGUGCUACAUCUUCCUGACAGGGCAUUUGUUGCCCGACGAGCGGCAGGCAAGGCAUAAAGGCAUCUUGGAGGUGAGGAGGAAGCAGAGCUGAGACGUCUCCAUCCUCUCUGUCUCAGUCAAUUGCCUGCCCCAUUUCCUGCCUUUCCUCCACUUCAGCCAUGGCUUGGUCACCUGUGCUGGAUUUCCUCCUUUCAGUCCAUUCAGGUUCUUCAAAUUAGGCAAGUAAAGUAAGUAGGGGGUGAUGCUUACACCAAACGGAAUGGGACAAAGCACUGGAGUAUCCUGGCAAAUAAUGGCUCUCUACAAGCAUCUGCUCAUUGCGCCCUACAUAUUUACUGCCGGAAAUAGUGAUGGAACCUGGUUGCCACAGAAAAGGUGUGAAGUGGAGCUGAAAGACAGGGGACAAGGGAGUGAGAGGGACUCUGUCCAUGGUACUGAAGACUGAAAAACCAAUAGACUAGACCUCCAGCCCCUAUUAUGUUGACACAAGGCACUGAAGGUUUUCUAUGUAUUAUUUAUUUAUUGCAUUUAUAGCCCACCUUUUAAUCCCUGGAGCUCAGUGUGGCUUACGUAGUUCUCCCUCUCCUCCUUUAUUCCCCACAACAAGCCUGUGAGGGAGGUUAGGCUGAGAGGGAGUGUUAUAGACUGGCUGGAUGCAGAAGAGUUGUGGGAGCCACCAGUCAGGAAAACACCCCUUCCCCAGGGAACCCCCAGAGGAAGAAGGCUCAGAGACAGGGGAUUAGUGGUCAGAGGGAGACUCGGAGGAGGAGGUGUCAGCAGCAGGAUCGGUGACAGGAUUUAGUGAAUGUGAAGAAGCCAUGGCAGAGAGCAGUUCACACUCUUGUGCUGAAGCAUAGGCUGGAGGGAGGGUGGCCAAGAGGCAGAGAAGAGAGAGGCUGCAACCAGCUCCCCUUCCCACUUGUCUCCUAGAACUCUCAUAGAAACGAAAUGGGCAGAGCAGAGGGUGGCUGUGCGCAGACGCAGCCUGAGACUGCGGGGGAAAGACCCUGGAGAGGAGGAGUCCUAGUGGGCACAGGGAAGGUGGGGACCUUCAGUCCUUGCAAGUGCUUCAUCAGGGCAAGGCCUCCUAGGAAGAGUUGCUGAGACCACUAGGCCUGAGCUGUGGUUGUUUCCUUGAAUAAAGAGUUUACUUCACUGGUCCAGGGUGAGUUAUUGCUUUGUUGAUGACCUACGCCUGACUCCAGCCCUGACAGGUAGUGCCUGGCCCAAGGUCACCCAGUGAGCUUCAUGGCUAAGUGGGGAAUCAAACCCUCGUCUCCCAGGUCCUAAUCCAACACUCUAAUCACUGCACCAUCCUUACAUUCUGACCCAGAAAGGAGUGAAAACAGUCAUUCUCCCUGCCUGUUUUAUCCAGCGGUGCAGCCAGGACCAGGGUGGAAUUUACACACAUAUAAAAAACACUGUGAAAAUGCUUUUCUAAAAAAAUGUUUUGAAAAACACAUUGAAUUUUGCAUAGCUCACUAUACCACCUAGUGUCAGAUUUGUAUAUUGCACUUUACACCACAUUUAAAACAUUUUAUCUGCAGCUGUGUUGCUGAGUCCCAGAACUGUUUGCUGUGUUCCAUUCUGUAGAUCACAAUCUAUAGACACAGGAGCCAGUAGGAGCUUCUAGGCUAAAGAGCAUUAAGGGAAUGGUGUGGUGUUUUUGUUUAAUUGGCAGAAAGAGUCUGCAGAAAUAUCGGGGCAGAGCCUGAUGUGCAGUUUCCUGCAGCUGUUGGAUAAGAACGGAAAGGGGAGCAUGCGUGGCUGGUUUGUGAUCCCACGAGAUGACCCUCUUGUGCUGUACAUUUACGCUGCACCCCAGGUAUGUGUGGGCUUAUUGAGAAUUUGUUCUUGUGUGGAAGCUCAGAUGGUUCACAAUGGGCGUGGCUAACCUUUGGCCUUUCAGAUGUUGCCAAACUACAACUCCCAUCAUCCCUGGCCAUUGGCCAUGCGGGCUGCAUCUGAUGGGAGUGGGAGUCCAAGGACACCUGGAGGGGCCACACUGGUUCUCCAUCCCUUGAGGGAACUUAAUUGCCAAGAUAUCCCAAGCUGCUGUUCUGAGCGCUCAGUACACAGGCCCACCAUAAACAGGAGCAGAGGCUCCCAGCUCUUCCUCUGGCAGUUCCUGUUGGGAGAAACCUUGAGUGCAAAAAUGGCUAGAGAGGAAAGGCUUAAGCAACUGCAUCCCCUGCUAUUUCUCUGCUUAAAUUACAGCGGCCUCUUGAGGCUGCCUUUGGUAAAAACCAAGAAAUAACUACAUUAGUGAGAAGAUACAUGCAGCUGCAUGCCAUGAAUAGUUUUAGUCCUUAAACAUUGCAAAACCAGCUCACGUUGACAAUGAUCUCCUUGUUAAACAGGGAGCAGCUCUGGAUUGGUUUUGUGGAGUCAGUUUGGAACAUCUGGAAUUGCUUCCUUUUGAGCCUCUCGUCCCCCCUCUCUUCCCACUUGCCUCCCAGGAUGUCAAGGCUCACACUUCCAUCCCCCUGCUGGGCUACCAAGUCAAAGAGAUGCCCCAGAUCGACACCCGUCACAUCUUCCAACUGGUGCAGUCCAAGCAGGUCUAUACGUUGGUGGCAGAGACGGAGGAGCUGAAACAGCGGUGGAUGAAGGCCAUUACACACUCGGCUCGUGGGGAAGAGGAGGAAGACUCGUUUGAUGAGCUGGAAUGA
This is a messenger RNA of Podarcis lilfordi (Lilford's wall lizard), 21247 nucleotides long. The record is from the annotation of a GenBank genome assembly. Lineage: Eukaryota; Metazoa; Chordata; Lepidosauria; Squamata; Lacertidae.